This is a messenger RNA of Hippocampus comes (tiger tail seahorse), 2420 nucleotides long. Its product is annotated as immune-associated nucleotide-binding protein 12-like. Gene Ontology annotation, molecular function: GTP binding. The coding region runs from base 282 to 2099 and encodes 605 amino acids. NCBI's taxonomy places the organism in Eukaryota, Metazoa, Chordata, Actinopteri, Syngnathiformes, Syngnathidae. The transcript is spliced from 5 exons. The record is from RefSeq and is a predicted model, not a curated record.
UCUUUAGGCGCUUGAAGCAUUUUCUCAUGCUAUUUGGCACACACACACCAGGGUUUUGGCGUCAAAUUUGUGAUCAAAUGCGAUUUACCAGCAGGUACUGUCUGCAGCAGGUUCUGUAGUCUUCCGACCUUACAAAUAUUUUUUUUCACUGCACAGGUCCUGCCAAAAAGUUGAAAGAGCUGAGAAUUUUGAUACUUGGUGAAAAGUUGUCAGGAAAGACAACAGCAGGAAAUUGCCUCCUGCGGGGCAAAGUGUUCCCCGCCCAACCGAAUGACGGCUGCAUGGCCUGGCAGGGACAGGUUGCUGGCAUGCAAGUCACAGUGGUCGAUACCCCGGGCUGGUACAGUGAGUCCGACUGCACCCAGCAACAGGACAGAGAAAUAGUCCGGGGUCUGACCCUGAGCCCUCAGGGGUUCGACGCUGUUCUGAUUGUGAUUUCCUUGGAUUUCAAAUUCGACCAGGUCAGUCUGGACACCCUGCAGGAUCACAUCAAGCUCUUUGGCGACAGCAUCUGGAACCACACAAUGCUUCUGUUCACAAACCAAGACACUUUGGGAGACAGAUCCCUGGAGGAGUUUAUCGAGGGGGAAGACAGACCACUUCGAUGGUUGGUCGACAAGUGUGGAAACACCUACCACUGUCUGCAUGUCACAGAUCAAACCGACAUUAGUCAGCACUACGAGCUGUUUGAAAAGAUAGAGGGCAUGUCAGCAAAGAAUCAGGGCCGCCUGUUCCGCCCCGACAUGAAAGACGUCGACCUGAGGCUCCAUGAAAAGUUCCAGAGGAGGAUAAUCAAAAAAGCUCUUCUACAUAAGAUUGAGCAGGCUGUCAGAAGACGAGAGCUGGAGCUGUUUCAGGACCACAAGAACAAUCUUGAGAAGCUGGAACAGGACAUAAAAGAGAUGACUUCUUCUACAUUGACACUGAGUAGCAAGAGCAGAACCAAGAAGAAAUCUGUACUGUCAGAUAUCGAGAACCAGAUCCAAGGCCUGAAUGCGAACAUUAUGAAGUCAAUGGGUCAACUUCGGAGCAGCAUGGACUUUGGAGUCCCGAGCAGUCCUCCCAAAAAGUUGAAAGAGCUGAGAAUUUUGAUACUUGGUGAAAAGUUGUCAGGAAAGACAACAGCAGCAAAUUUCCUCCUGCGGGGCAAAGUCUUCCCCGCCCAACCGAAUGACGGCUGUAUGGCUAAGGCGGGGCCGGGUGGCGGGGUGCAAGUCACAGUGGUCGAUACCCCGGGCUGGUACAGUGAGUCCGACUGCACCCAGCAACAGGACAGAGAAAUAGUCCGGGGUCUGACCCUGAGCCCUCAGGGGUUCGACGCUGUUCUGAUUGUGAUUUCCUUGGAUUUCAAAUUCGACCAGGUCAGUCUGGACACCCUGCAGGAUCACAUCAAGCUCUUUGGCGACAGCAUCUGGAACCACACAAUGCUUCUGUUCACAAACCAAGACACUUUGGGAGACAGAUCCCUGGAGGAGUUUAUCGAGGGGGAAGACAGACCACUUCGAUGGUUGGUCGACAAGUGUGGAAACACCUACCACUGUCUGCAUGUCACAGAUCAAACCGACAUUAGUCAGCACUACGAGCUGUUUGAAAAGAUAGAGGGCAUGUCAGCAAAGAAUCAGGGCCGCCUGUUCCGCCCCAACAUGAAAGACGUCGACCUGAGGCUCCAUGAAAAGUUCCAGAGGAGGAUAAUCAAAAAAGCUCUUGAACAUAAGAUUGAGCAGGCUGUCAGAAGACGAGAGCUGGAGCUGUGUCAAGACCUCAAGAAAAAUCUUGAGAAGCUGCAACAGGACAUAAAGGAGAUUUUUUCCUCUCCAUUGGCACUGCCCACAGGUAGCAAGAGCAGAACCAAGAAGAAAUCUGUACUGUCAGAUAUCGAGAACCAGAUCCAAGGCCUGAAUGCGAACAUUAUGAAGUCAAUGGGUCAACUUCGGAGCAGCAUGGACUUUGGAGUCCCGAGCAUGAGUGGAUCCACCCAAUACAUGGAUGAAUUUCAGCAAUGGCUGUCUCAUCUUCACGUUCGCACAAAUCAAGAUUCUACCCUGACCCUCAACUAUUCAGAGUCAUCGGGAUACGAAUCGCAUUUUUCAGAUGACUGAGCUGCAUCAAUGUCAUCGGCAUACCAGUCGGGGAAAAGGCACUGUUCUGCCUGUACCUGCUCAUUGGCCUCAGGGAUAAUGAUCAAAUAGGGGCCACACAUUUCACACGCACAAACCUUUUAAAACAAUAGUGGAUUUUUUCCCAAUCAAUUCCAAGAAUAAAACAUAUAUUCUAAUGUACUGCACUGACAUAGCAAGCAACUACACAUAGGCAAAUUACGGACACAUAGUGCACUCUUGUGCCAACAAUCCUGGCUCAAAAUAGUAUUUAAAAAUUAAUAAGUACAAAACAACAUUUUCUCCGGUUUCCUCCCACACCCC